[Torrubiella] hemipterigena is the source of this 3641-nucleotide messenger RNA. The record is from the annotation of a GenBank genome assembly. Lineage: Eukaryota; Fungi; Ascomycota; Sordariomycetes; Hypocreales; Clavicipitaceae.
GGUAAUCCCGCCAUUCUACCACUCAGAAUGCACCAAUUUCUCAGCGCCCCCUCUCGCUAACUCACAACCCCGCCCACGGCCCAAAGCUGGAUCUCUAGCUCCGUGCGCUAGGAAGGGGUUUUUAAUGCCGAUGGGCCAAUUACAGCGGGUGUGUAUGGGCCGGCGCAGCCUCUGUCGAUCCCGCAUGCUCCCGGCUCGCAGUGUGAUUGGGCACCAUUAUUACAGCGCAGACUAUUACUUUUUUAGCAGCAGCUGUAGCUAGCAGGGUUGCGUUUCGUUCGGUAACCGUUGGGGGAGUAGGCCAUUGAUGCGGGACGGCAAAAGUAUUAAUAUGGAGGGAGAGCCAAGCCCGCCUCGCUGACGAUCUUCAAGGUGAUUCGCUACCAGAUCUACAAAGCUGAUUGGUUAUCACUGAUUUGCUUCAGAUCUAUAUACAAGGUUGAUUGUCACUGAUCGACUCCUCCAAGAUGCACUUGACACAUCUCCUUGCCCUGGCAGCAACCGCUGCUGCCACGGGCACCUCGUUCCCCGCCGGCUCGGCCGAGUCCAUUGCCAACAUGCGUGACAAGAUCAAGACAGUCGUCAUCAUGGUCAUGGAGAACCGCUCCUUUGACAACCUCAUGGGCGGCCAGACUGUCCCUGGUCUCGAGAACCCCAUCCAGACGGGACCCUACUGCAACCCGAUGAACAUUAGCAACCCUGCCGUCACGGGUUGCACGGAAGCCCUCGACUUUGAUUCCAUUAUUGACGAUCCUGAUCACUCCAUCUCGGGCAACAACUUGGAGUUUUACGGGUCCUUUGUGCCGGACAAUGCGGCGAUUACGUCGGGUAAAUUGACGCCCAAGAUGGACGGGUUCUUGACGGAGCAGAUUCGCAUUUAUAAUGGGAAACAGGACGAGCAGGUGCUCAAGAAGCAGGUCAUCAAUUAUUAUACGGAGGACCAGGUCCCUGUGAUUACGGAGCUGAGCAAGAACUUUGUCGUGUUUAACCACUGGCACUCUGACAUUCCCGGUCCCACCAAUCCUAACCGCGUCGCCCUCUGCUCGGGCACCUCGGCCGGCAAGGGCAAAAACAACUUCAAAUACAACAGCAUGCCCCAAAAGUCCAUCUUCCAACAAGCCACCGAGCUCGGCCUCGAAUGGAAAGACUACCUCGUCGACACAUCCAUCCAAGACGCCCGCUGGUUCAAAUGGACAUACACCAGCAACAACACGCACCGCGUCGUCAUGAUGCCCCAGUUCUACAAGGACGCCAAGGCCGGCGCCCUCCCCAACCUCACCUACAUCAACCCGUCCUGCUGCGGCGAGGGCACCAACUCGAUGCACCCGACCGGCCGCGUCUCCGACGGCGAGCAGCUCAUCAAGGACGUCUACGAGGCCCUGCGCGCUUCCCCUCAAUGGAACCAGACCAUGUUCAUCAUUACGUUUGACGAGACAGGCGGGUUCCACGACCACGUUGCGCCGCCGCGUGCUGCGCGCCCAGACAAUCUGACGCAUACGGAGACGACGCCGUCCGGAAAGGACUACACGUUCCAGUUUGAUAGAUUGGGCGGACGUAUGCCGACUUGGUUGAUUUCGCCGUGGGCGUCGGCGGUCGUGGAGCAAAAGGGCCGCAACUCGUGCGGGAAGGAGGUGAGUUAUCAUGCCACGAGUAUCCUGAGGACGUUGGGGUACUUGUGGGACUUUGCGCCGUAUAAUACGCGUGUGAAGACGGCGCCGAGCUUUGACCAUUUGAUUGGGACAACGUUGAGGGAGGAUGCGCCGGAGACGUUUCCGUCUGUUGAGCACUUUCGCCGUUCUGCGCCCGCCGUAGGAGAGUUGUAAGCGCUCUCUGUAGCAGAGUUGUAGAAUGAGGGAGAUCUGACGGAAAAAAGGAAUGGUUGGUCUGGACCAUAGAUUCGACCUUGCAGAUAGAGAGAGAAAUAUGGUAUAUAUAUAACAGCGUGUGCUUUUACAAAAACAAGACAAUGCAGGCAGACACAUUGCUAGUGAACUGAGUGGGUGGCAUUAGAGACGGUACAAGUCUAUUCAUUCUUAGUAAUAAGUUAUUCACAUCACAUCGUGUAUUUUAUAGGUUCUUCAGCCUCGACCCUCUACUGUCCCAGGCACUGCUUCUUGGCCAACGCAAUCUCAUCGGCCGUCAGCUUCUGCUCCGCCGCCUUCUUCGCCUUGGCCGCAUCAAAGCGCCACAGUCCGCCAGUCUUGUCCUUGUCGCCGUCGACAGGCACGCAACCAGCCGCGCCAAGCAGCUCUAGUGUCGCAUCCUCGCCCUCGACCGCCGUAAAGUAGCGGCGCUCCCAAGUACUCUCAUCGCCGUUCUCCUUGACGCGCAGCGCACGCUGGGCAGUCUCAAUCUUGGUCUUUUCCACAUGAACAGCAUCCAUAUCGCCCUUGCGAAUGCCCUCGGCAACGCCCAACCAGGCGCGGCGAGACUCGAGCGGGUGCUGCUCCUCAAUGGGCUUCAGCUUCAGCUCGGUCUGCGGGACGGCCACAGCGUCGUAUGUUUCGACUAGGGUCGAUUUCGAGUUCUUCUUAGCUGGGCCCUCGUAAAUCUCAAACUCCUUGUUCCAUUGGCCAGUCACGUUGUAGAGCACGUCCUUUUCGCUGCCAGUCUUGAAUAGCGUCGCCGUCACCGAGUUCUUCUUGCCCGACAGCCAGCCCUUGCCGCUGUAGUCAAUCUUGGCCGAGUAACCGCUGGAGCUAGUAAUAUGCGUGGAUCCGUCAAGCUCGACAAAGGGCGCGCCAAAGAUGAGACCCUCAAUGUGCAGCGAGGGCAGUGUAAUCAGGUAGGUCUCCUUCUCACCACCAACAGGAAUAGUCAACACGGCGUGACCAAUCUGCUUGACGAUAAUAGUGCUCUUGAAGGUCGCCUUUUGCGCAUUGUAGCCUUCGAGCUGGACGCCCGUCUUUUCGUUGCGGAUGCAGUAGGCUGUGGCGGGAGGGUGGUGCGACACCUGCUCAGACACAAGCGUGGUCUCACCAGCAUCAUCGGUCCAGGUGCCCAGGAAGAGCUCACCAAGAAAAGGGUUGAGGGGCUUCUUUUCGUUGCCAAACUCUUCGCUGCGGCUUGCAUACUGGUGCUUCAGGGUGCUGAGAAACCACUUGAGAACAAGAACGGCGCGCUUGGCAGGGUCGGCUUCGGCAGCGGGCGCCGUGAGGAUCGUAGGGUGCGUGGCCCAGUAUGAAGAGAAUUCGGUGAGGGACUGGGCGGAGAGGAUGAAGGGAGGGGCCGUGAGGGAGGCAAGGUCGCCGUUGAACGAGGCAAUGGACUAGAUCAGAAAGUUAGAGGGCGCUUGUUAGGUGCACACACUGCGAAUAGGUACCUUGAGGAAGGUCGUCCAGGUGCUGCUGCUCGCGUGAGCCGCUGGUUGUUCCGACAUGAUGAUGGAGAGGGGUGGUGGGAGAGAGCGUGGGAUUUGGCGGGGUGAGUUCGUAGUAGAGAAAGCAGCUGGUGUGAUUAGGUGACUUGCAGUAGAAAUGUUCGAGCAGAAUUGGAAUUUCUGGAAAUAAAAACUGGCGAAGCAGAGGAAAAGGAGGCGCAGCUGCGGUGGUGAUGAUGAGCAAGACAGGAACAAAGACACACAGGCUUGGAAAAUGUUGUGUGGACGUGCCCCCUCUUGACUUCUUUCCCGAUUGAGCGAC